AUGUUUUCUGCCACAUGGUCUCUGGGCCGUAUAGGCCACCCGAUUGCCAGGCGCUGCGGCAAAUUACUCCAUCCGGAUUUCUGCUCGCUGCAGACGCGCCGCAGCGUCGCUACCAAGACCUACACCUUGAACAGCGGCGCCAAGAUGCCAGCCAUCGGCUUCGGUACGUUCCAGGACCCCGACGCCCAGGAGGCAGCCGUCUGCACUGCAUUGAAGACGGGAUACCGCCACGUCGACACCGCAAGAGUCUACGACACGGAAAUCCAAGUCGGCAAAGGCAUCAAGCGCAGCGGCGUUCCCCGCGAAGAGAUCUUCCUCACCACAAAGAUCUGGUGCAACAGCCACCAUCCGGAUGACGUGGAACCCGCCCUUGAUGCCUCGCUCAGGGAUUUGGAUACCCCGUAUGUCGAUCUCUUCCUGAUCCACUACCCAUGCACCUUUGCGCGCGGAGAAGACCGCUUCCCAAGGGAUCAAGUGACCGGCAAGAUGAGCAUGGGCGAAACGACGUACGUAGAUACGUGGAAGGCCAUGGAGCGGUUGCUCGGAACAGGAAAGGCGAGAGCUAUCGGCGUAUCCAAUUUCAGCAAAGGGGAGAUAGAGACGUUGCUCCGGGAGGGGAGCGUGACUCCGGCUGUUCAUCAGAUGGAAGGGCAUCCUUACCUCCAGCAAAAGGCGUUCAACGCUUGGCUCAGGUCGAAAGGGAUCCUCGUAACGCAGUUCAGCCCGCUGGGGAAUCUGAAUUCUUUCUACAGGGAGGCUUCGUGGAGUAAGCCCGAGUCACACAUGGACCGCAUCAUAGACCAUCCUGUCCUCCAGGAGCUUGCCACAAAGUAUCGGAAGAGCCCCGUGCAGAUGGCGCUGGCGUGGGGUGUGAACUGCGGCCGCUCCGUCAUUCCGAAGAGCGUGAUCGAGUGGCAGAUCAAGCAGAACCUGGAGUCGGAUUUUGAGAUUGAAGAUGAAGAUAUGCAUAGGAUUGCUGACAUGGACAUCAAGGUAAGGUUCAACGACCCGAGCGAGGAUUAUCAGUGGCGACUCUACAGCGAUCUUGAAGGCGUGUGA
Diplodia corticola is the source of this 1059-nucleotide messenger RNA. RefSeq names its product aldehyde reductase. Lineage: Eukaryota; Fungi; Ascomycota; Dothideomycetes; Botryosphaeriales; Botryosphaeriaceae. The coding region runs from base 1 to 1059 and encodes 352 amino acids. The transcript has 3 exons. Gene Ontology annotation, molecular function: aldose reductase (NADPH) activity. Gene Ontology annotation, cellular component: cytosol. The record is from RefSeq and is a predicted model, not a curated record.